UAGAGAGAGAGAGAGAGAGAGAGGGAGAGGGGAGAGCUUGGAGGAUUGCUCGUCUGAUAUCACUGUCCAUAAUACCCAGAAAGUUACAAGAGAAAACAUGUUUUCCUACGACCAUGGGAACCGUGGGACAGCAUUCGAGAGGACAUAUCGAUGUUACCCUGCUGCUUUUAUCGACAAGGUCUGCAUUCUUUCGUACCCUCAACUUGAAAGUGGUGAUAAAAUUAUAAUGCCUCCAUCAGCCCUUGGUCGUCUAGCAUCUCUACAUAUUAAUUAUCCAAUGUUGUUUGAACUCCGGAAUGAUGCUGCUGAUAGGGUUUCUCAUUGUGGGGUGCUGGAGUUCAUUUCAGAGGAAGGCGUGAUAUAUAUGCCUUACUGGAUGAUGCAGAACCUGCUUUUACAAGAGGGAGACAUGGUAAAAGUGAAAAAUGCAGCACUUCCCAAGGGAACAUAUGUUAAAUUACAGCCUCACACCCAGGACUUCUUUGAUAUUGCUAAUCCAAAAGCCAUGUUAGAGACCACUCUGAGAAAUUUUACCUGCUUAACCACUGGAGAUAGCUUCAUGGUGGCAUACAACAACCAAAAGUAUUACAUAGAUGUUAUAGAAACCAAGCCUGCUAAUGCAAUAACCAUCACUGACACUGACUGUGAGGUGGACUUGGCUCCUUCAUUGGAUUACAUAAAAUCUGCACUGAAGAAAGCCAAGGAGGCCCAAGCUGAAAAAGGACCUAAAUUCAACCCUUUUUCUGGUAGUGGAAAACGUUUGGAUGGAAAACCAUUGAAGUAUCAAUCUCCCUCAAAUGGAAAUUCACUGUCUUCGGCAGCACCUGGUUCUCACAGAAAUAGUCGUCAGUCUAAAGGAAAUAUUGUUUUUGGAUCUGAUGUGUACCGUACAACAGAAAUAGGAGAGCAGGGAAGGAAUCAAAUCGACGACCUCCUCAACAAGAAGAGCCAAAAUUUCGGGCUUUUAUGGGGAAGAAGUACUCUCUAAGGGGCUGAUUAAAUAUUAAAUCAAGUGCUUCGAACUUCUACUCUACUUUACUAAACUUGUCUGCAUAUAAUGAGAAGAUGACACGGUACGAUGCAAUAAGAAGCCUACGGCCUAUGUAACUGCCUUACAGUAAUAAGAGAUCACGCCCAUCUAAUCGUCCAAGUAUUUAUAGGUUGAGUACCAACCUUCAUAUUAUGUAAACAUCACUUGAGGAUUAAAUUCGAGCUCUU
This is a messenger RNA of Neltuma alba, 1218 nucleotides long. Its product is annotated as ubiquitin fusion degradation protein 1 homolog. Lineage: Eukaryota; Viridiplantae; Streptophyta; Magnoliopsida; Fabales; Fabaceae. Gene Ontology annotation, molecular function: polyubiquitin modification-dependent protein binding. The record is from RefSeq and is a predicted model, not a curated record. The transcript is spliced from 9 exons. Gene Ontology annotation, cellular component: VCP-NPL4-UFD1 AAA ATPase complex. Gene Ontology annotation, biological process: ERAD pathway; ubiquitin-dependent protein catabolic process. Bases 98 to 988 code for a protein of 296 amino acids.